AUUUCUAUUGGUCGGAAGCUAAGUCGUGCCGUGUCUUGUCACCAGAGGGCCUCGCUGCGCAGUGUCGGUCAGAGAGGGAGCCCGGUGCCGCGGCGACGCCAUUUUGUCUGCUUGUCUCUGUGUUACCGCGCUUCGUGCAGCGAGCUGAGGAGAGAGAAUGGGGGAUCACUACCAUCGCGGCGGCGGGUACCCAUCGGGACCACCAAGGGAUUUCCGCAGAGAUGGGGACAGCAGAUAUUCUGGACAUCAUGCACCAGAUCAUUAUGGUUCCACGGGUGGUGGUGGUUACCCCCCACCUCACAGACAAGAUCCCAUCAAACAAGAAAGAGAACCGUUUUAUGACCGGAGAACCAUGGAUCCAGGACCUCCUAUGGAUAAUCUGGCUCUAAAAACAGAGUUUAAGCAGGAGGAGCCUGAUGCCAGUUACAGGGGGGGCAAUGCUGCGGGACCUCCUCAGUCCUUCCAGAACCGCAAAAGGUCAUUCGAGGACAGGGGGAGGCCAUACCUUGAGCAACGUGAUGACAGGCGAGUGAGGUCACCGCAAGGUCGUGUCGAUGAUGAGGACGAUGUGUUCGACGAUAGCAUUGUGGUCCUGGAUAACUAUAACAGUGACCUGCACUUCAAGCUGAGCAAAGACCGAAUGACCGGUUUCCCACUGACUAUGGAGGGUUUUGCUUACCUCUGGUCUGGAGCCCGGGCUACGCAUGGGGUCAAUAAGGGCAGGGUGUGCUUUGAGAUAAAGGUUAAGGAAGAAAUUGCAGUGGGACACCUGCCAGCCAGCGAGCCAGACCCGCACGUAGUUCGUGUUGGAUGGUCCCUGGACACCUGCACCACUCAGCUAGGUGAGGAGCCAUUUUCUUAUGGCUACGGUGGUACAGCGAAGAAAUCUACCAACUGCAAGUUUGAGACUUAUGGAGAGGUCUACGGAGAGAACAGCGUCAUCGGGUGUUAUAUCGAUUUUGACUCUCGACCAGAUAUUGAGAUAUCGUUCUCCAAGGAUGGUCGUUAUUUGGGCACAGCCUUCCGUAUAAGCAGGAGUUCUGUGGGCAACAAGGCUUUCUUCCCUCACAUUUUGGUGAAGAACUGCUGUGUCGAAUUUAAUUUCGGGCAAACAGUUGAGCCUUUCUGCACUAUUCCUCCCGGAUACACAUUCAUACAGCACGUUCCCCCCUUUGAAAAAGUACGAGGAACAGAGCCCCCUAAAAACAAAGGAGAAUGUGAGAUUCUGAUGAUGGUGGGCCUGCCUGGGGCUGGUAAGACCACCUGGGCGAUUAAGCACUCGUUGGCCAAUCCUGAAAAGAAAUACAACAUGCUUGGCACUAAUGCCAUUAUGGAGAAGAUGAAGGUUAUGGGACUUAGGCGGCAGCGUAACUAUGCCGGUCGCUGGGAUGUCCUCAUUCAGCAAGCCACAAAGUGUUUAAAUCAGCUCAUCCAGAUAGCUUCCCGCAGGAAACGGAACUACAUCUUGGAUCAGACAAACGUCUAUGCCACAGCUCAGCGCAGGAAGAUGCGACCGUUUGAAGGAUUUCAGCGCAAGGCUGUUAUAAUCUGCCCCACAGAUGAAGAUCUACUGGACCGUAUUGUGAAACGCACAGACGAGGAAGGAAAGGAUGUUCCUGACCAUGCUGUGCUAGAAAUGAAAGCGAAUUUUAGCCUUCCAGAAGCAGGAGAGUUCUUGGAAGAGGUGAUCUACAUUGAGCUGCAGAAGGAGGAGGCACAGCUUCUGGUCCGCCAGUACAACGAUGAAGGAAAGAAAUUAGGGCCACCCCCUGACAAGAAAUUCAGAGGCCGUGGUGGGGGACCCCCUGGUGGAGACAGAGGCAGAGGCGAUGGGGGGCGUGGAGAUAAUCAGCGAUUUGACAGCCGCGGCCCUUCUGGUGGUAAUAGAGGAGGGUUUCCAGGUAGAGGUGGAAACUCAGGAAGUGGAUUCCGAGGUGGCAGCGGAUUUAACAGAGGGAACAAUUCUCAGAGUCGGUGGUCUGGGGGCUCACAGGAUAAUGGCUCAGAACAUCGAGGUGGCUAUGGCCAGAACAGUCAGCAGCUCAGUUACAACACAGCAGGCAGCCAAGGCAGUGGUUAUGGUGGUGGUACACACUCCUCAAAUCCCCCUCAUGAUGCCUCCAGCAGCUAUAGCCAAGGGCAGCAGUCAAGCUUUGGGCAAGGUGGCUACAGCAGUGGAGGAGGCUAUGGCCAGGGUGGCGGAAGCAGUGGAGGAUACGGCCAGGGUGGCGGAAGCAGUGGAGGUUACGGCCAGGGUGGCGGAAGCAGUGGAAGUUACGGCCAGGGUGGCGGAAGCAGUGGAGGUUACAGCCAGGGUGGUGGAAGCAGUGGAGGUUACAGCCAGGGUGUCGGAAGCAGCGGAGGUUACGGCCAGGGCGGUGGAAGCGUUGGUGGUUAUGGACAAGGAGGUGGAAGUGCUGGAUACGGCCAGAGUGGUGGAAGUAGUGGUGGAUACGGCCAGGGCGGUGGAAGCAGUGGUGGCUAUGGCCAAGGCAGUGGAAGCGGUGGUGGUUACAGCAGCCAGAGCUACAGCACCAACAAUCAAAGCUAUAGUGGUGCGCAAAGCUACAGCCAACCGCCACCUCCAAACGCCUCCUCUUCGCAGUCCUCGUACAACCAGGGUGGCUACAGUCAGCAGUCGUAUGGAAAUCAGCAGUGGAACCAGGGUCCUGGCCAGGCCCAAAGUCCAACUCCUGGUCAGUCACAAGGUCAAGGGCAGUGGAGUUAUGGAGGUGGAGGCGGCAGCAGCAGCAGCGGUGGUGGUGGUUAUGAUCAGCCUGCUCGAUACGGCUCUUAUGGCGGAGCACCGUGAGAUUCUGUAGGAAAGUGACGUUUGUUUUGGUUUCACACCAGGACCGAUUUGAGAUCCUCAACCACAUUGGAUUAAACUUCCUACUUUUCUGAUCAACCGUAAACACGAAUGGACUCCUAUGUUUGGGUCUGUUAUGGGAUAAUAGUUUGCUGGCACCAAGACAAGUACAUAUAUAUAUCAUUUUACUGUGUCUCAAGAAGAAUACAUAAAGUGAAUGUUACUCCUUUUAGCUAGUAAUUGUCCUUUUUGGAAGUUGUCUCUGGAAAAACAAACCCCCAUUCUCCAGCGUGCAUUCCAUGCUAUGUAACUGUGCAGCAGACUUGACUGCACUUUUCAGUUUUUAAAUUUUUUGUUUGUUCCUUUUUAUUCCCCUUACUACUUGUACUUACUUCAGUGUAGCAGUACCUGCUCAUGCCUGCAUGGAUUCCUAAUGAAAUGUCUGUACCAUAGGCUUUAACUUGCUUUUUUGCCAUGUUACAAAAAAAAACAAAAAAAAAAAUGACUUUAUUUUAUUGUAGAAGAUUAAUGUUUUACUGUUUUUUGCUGUUUAAAAAAAAAAAAAAAAUUAUUGAAGUUUUCAUUUCAUUAUCCAGAGGGUAACAUUACAACCUGCCACAUUUUCUGUUUCAUUGCACAUGUCUGUGAUGGAAGACCAUUUGUUUUUGUUUUUUAUUCUAAUUUGGAUCGGUGUGAAUAUUGAAUUUUAAGGGAAAAAUU
Molecule: messenger RNA, 3529 nt
Organism: Pseudophryne corroboree (corroboree frog)
Lineage: Eukaryota; Metazoa; Chordata; Amphibia; Anura; Myobatrachidae
Gene: HNRNPUL1
Product: heterogeneous nuclear ribonucleoprotein U like 1
Exons: 15
Coding region: 158-2812 (884 amino acids)
Cellular component (GO): nucleoplasm
Molecular function (GO): protein binding; RNA binding
Source: RefSeq, a predicted model, not a curated record